AAAAGCCAAGAAAUUAAAUGAGUGAACUCAUCAAUUUCACAAAAACAACUGUCCAAUUUAUUACAAUAGUAGCUGAUUUAAUUCACUAGCCCUUUCUUAUUACCAAAUAUUGUCCAUUACGCUCUUAAACUCCAUCCUAUAUAAAUAGGCACCAAACCCUUCACCAUUUUCAACCAAGAAACAUAAACACAUCUCCAAAAUCUUCAAAAAAAUAUUAAUUUUUUUAUAGAUUUUUUUUUGUGGUAAAUCAAGAAAAUGAUUAAUUUAGUGGAGAAUUCGAGAUUUUAUUUGAUUUUUGUGUUUGUUUUGGCUUUGGAGUUCAAUUAUUUGUGCAACCAUGUAGAAGGCAAGGCAUUUUUCGUGUUUGGAGAUUCGUUGGUGGACAACGGCAACAACAAUUACUUAGCCACCACCGCCAGAGCGGAUGCUCCCCCUUACGGCAUCGAUUUUCCGACGCACCGCCCCACCGGCCGUUUCUCGAACGGCCUCAACAUUCCCGAUAUUAUUAGUGAAAAAAUGGGUUGGGAACCGACAAUUCCGUACCUAAGCCGAGAGCUUUCGGGGCAGAAACUACUAGUUGGUGCCAACUUUGCAUCAGCUGGAGUUGGUGUUCUUAAUGACACAGGAAUCCAGUUUGUGAACAUAAUAAGGAUAUACGAACAGCUGAAUUUCUUCAGGCAGUACCAGCAGAGAUUGAUGAGAGAGAUUGGAGCAACUGAGGCUAAAAAACUUGUUAAUGAGUCAUUAGUGCUAAUGACUUUGGGAGGGAAUGAUUUUGUCAAUAAUUAUUUCUUGGUCCCUUACUCUAUUAGGUCUCAACAAUAUUCCAUCCAAGACUAUGUGCCCUUUGUCAUUUCUGAAUACAAGAAAGUCUUGCAGAGACUUUAUGAACUCGGGCCUCGGCGAGUAAUCGUGACUGGAACGGGGCCGUUAGGGUGUGUGCCUGCAGAAUUAGCAUUGCAUAGUAACAAUGGGGAAUGUGCAGAACAAUUGCAGCUUGCUGCAUCACUCUUUAAUCCUCAAUUGGUUCAAAUGAUCGAUGAACUCAACCAAGAUAUCGGCACUGAUGUUUUCGUUGCAGCUAAUACGAACCAGAUGCAUAUGGAUUUCAUAUCCAAUCCCGAACAAUUCGGAUUUCAAACCUCGAAGAUAGCAUGUUGUGGACAAGGCCCGUAUAACGGGCUGGGCCUUUGCACCCCGUUUUCGAAUCUCUGUCCGAACAGAGAUUUGUACGUAUUUUGGGAUGCAUUUCAUCCAUCCGAGAGGGCAAAUAGAAUGAUUGUCGAUCAAAUAUUUGGUGGAUCCACUACUUAUAUGCAUCCAAUGAACCUCUCUACCAUCGUGACUUUGGAUUCAAGGGCAUAAAGGGAAAAAAGAAGGGGUCGAUUUUUAGAAGCUAUUUUUCGAAGCAUGAAUAUUGUAAAAUUAUUAUUCAUGCUCCGAAAAAUAGUUUUGACGGACUUUAUUUAUGUUUUUCUUUCUAAGUGUACUUUAAUCACACCCCCGUACUUUUUAAUUGUAUUAUUAUUAUUAUUUUUCAAUAUGUUACCUAGUUGUAAUUGUUGGAAUAAACUUGAAUAAAUCCCAUGGAACCGUCAUGUCGAAUCAUCAAGAAUAUUGGGCAUAAACAUAA
Messenger RNA from Erythranthe guttata (spotted monkey flower), 1633 nucleotides. Its product is annotated as GDSL esterase/lipase LTL1. The record is from RefSeq and is a predicted model, not a curated record. NCBI's taxonomy places the organism in Eukaryota, Viridiplantae, Streptophyta, Magnoliopsida, Lamiales, Phrymaceae. Gene Ontology annotation, molecular function: hydrolase activity, acting on ester bonds.